Messenger RNA from Cyclopterus lumpus (lumpfish), 4914 nucleotides. Its product is annotated as glutamine-rich protein 1-like. Bases 1171 to 3918 code for a protein of 915 amino acids. The transcript has 11 exons. The record is from RefSeq and is a predicted model, not a curated record. NCBI's taxonomy places the organism in Eukaryota, Metazoa, Chordata, Actinopteri, Perciformes, Cyclopteridae.
UCUCAGAAUGGGAACACCGCGGCGGGCGGUCACUGGCUGAGCAGUCUGGAGAGGAGUCGCGUUGUUUUUUGGGCCUAACUUCCGUCAUUUUAUAUCUCACGGGAUAAAAACGGAGGAGGUUUUCGCAUGUGUCGCUGUGAAGUGUAGGUUGUUGUAAUACCACUCCGGGUUUAUAUGGAUACAUAAAUAUUUGCUCUGCUAGAGCUGUGGAACUUGUUUUACACCGUCGCGUACGUGGAUCUGAAAUAAGCAGACGUCAGACCUCGCCCGCUCGCUGCUGCUGUUACAUUUUUUAUCGCAAUCUAAUCACCGCAUUGUUUGCGGGAUUAUACCGCCGCUGUACGCACUAUGUGGUUACGUGAACGGUGUGGUGACAGUAGCUGUUAGACGUUUAUCGGUUUUUUAGUUUUAAACACCGUGCCUUGGCGGAAAGGAGAGGAUUUGGUUUUAUUUAAGGUAGCAUGACAGGAUCCAGAGCCGUCGAGCUAGCUAGCUAAUGUUAGCACGAUGUUAGCUAGCUUCAUGUUACGGUUGCAAUGAAUGGACUGCUGCUUUAAUAUCUGUUCAUCUGUGCUAUGAGGAAAUGUUGAUUUGCACCAUUUUUACAUAAAUUAGAUAUCACUCUGGCUUUCGGCGUUGUUAAAUACAGUUAACAGUUGCUAGCAAGAGGACUGUCCAUAUGGGCUGUGACCAAACAGUGCCUCGCUAACAUCGGGAAGCUAACUGGCUAACUAGCUAGCUGUAACGUUGACACCAUUAUCAUACAGUCGGGACACAGAGUCGGGCAACUAAUUUGUUCGUGCCCUACAAACAUUUAACCAGAAUCGUCGUUCGUAUUGUAACAAUUUACCGUUCGCUAAAUCUGUGACUGUGAUGGCUAACUAGACAAAGUUGAAGCGAAGCUCAGUUAUUGUGUUGCAAGCCAAAAUGCACUUUGUCCCGUGUACUAUGCUAUACCAACGUCCACCUAUUGAACCAACAUAUAUUGAAAUGACAUUAGUCAGCUAAUUAUGUAAUGGCUAUAUAAGUGGACUCUCCCACUCCCUGCAUGCGAAUAUUCUUCUUUUAUGUGUGUGUGCUUUCAAUGCAUUGUGAUUGUGAGCAGUUUGGGACUUGGCGUUAAUUAUAUUCUCAAAUGUUGGGAAAUGCAUCUCUCUAGGUCAAUUGAGGAUGAAUGAUCAGGACAGUGGGGUUGUCUCCUUUGAUGAGUAUGUACGGCAGAAAGCCCGCACUGUUCCUCAGCACAGGAUGAAGGAGUUCCUGGAGUCUCUCGCCAAGGGCCCAGAGGUGCUGCAGGAGUUCAGCCAGCAGGGAGGGGCAGCCACCACCACAGCCAUGGUGUACCAGCAGCAGGGUACCAACUGUGUGUACACAGACAGCACAGAAGUGGCUGGCUCUCUCUUGGAGCUGGCGGGUCCGGUGACCUCGGCAGAGAUUUCACCGCAUCUGUCCGUGCAUCAAGAGUCUGAACAGCAGCUUCAAGUGCAGGUUCAGAUUCAGGAACAACAAGGCCAAACAGUUGGCCAGGUGCUUCAGGUGGCCUCCCCCUCUCAGCAGGACCUGCAGGGAAUCUCAACAGCCCACUUUGUCCAGCAGGGGGAGCUCACAGAGGAGCAGCAGCAGCAGAUUCAGGCGCAGCUGGUUGCAGCUGUAGCUGGAGGACAUCAAAUCCAGUUGUCAAGUGGACAACAAAUCCAGUUACAAGGAACACAGCAUAUUCAGCUGCCAGGCGGCCAGCAAAUUCAACUUGAGGCCGGCCAACAUAUUCAACUACAGGGAGGCCAACAGAUUCAACUACAUGAUGGCCAGCAGAUUCAGCUACAGGGUGGCCAGCAACUUCAGCUACCGGGUGGCCAACACAUUCAGCUACAGGGUGGCCAACAGAUUCAGCUACAGGGUGGCCAACAGAUUCAGCUACCGGGUGGCCAACAGAUUCAGCUACCGGGUGGCCAACAGAUUCAGCUACCGGGUGGCCAACAGAUUCAGCUACCGGGUGGCCAACAGAUUCAGCUACCGGGUGGCCAACAGAUUCAGCUACCGGGUGGCCAACAGAUUCAGCUACAGAGUGGCCAACAGAUUCAGCUACCGGGUGGCCAACAGAUUCAGCUACAGAGUGGACAGCAGAUUCAGUUACAGGGCCAGCAGAUUCAACUUCCAGGUGGCCAACAAAUUCAGCUACAGGGUGGCCAGCAAAUUCAACUUCCAGGUGGCCAACAAAUUCAGCUACAGGGUGGCCAACAUAUUCAGCUUCCAGGAGGCCAACAUAUUCAACUACAAGAUGGUCAGCAGAUCCAGAUUCAGACCAUAGAGGCCAUGUCUCAUUCGCAGCAACAGGACUCUCCCAGAGAGGCGGAGAGGAGAUCUGCCACUCUCUCAACUGUUCUCCAACCUGCUAAGAAGCGUAAGGUGGAUGUCCCUCUUGCUGUGUCAUACGCUGUUCCACAGGGCCAGCAGGUGGCCACAGUUCUAGCCAUCCCUCAAGGGCAACAGCAAAGCUAUGUGUCCCUACGACCAGAUUUGCUCACUGUUGACAGUGCACAACUGUACAGCACAACAGGAACCAUCACAGGUCCCACAGGUGAGACUUGGACCAUCCCUGUGUACUCCACUCCACAGCAGCAAGGGGUAACUCACAUUGCCAUACCACAGGACACAUACAGCACAAUGCAAGUUACCACCACCAACGGUAAGGACAAAAUGUCCCCCAAUUCCUCAUCAAGGUCCACAGAUGUGCAGUCAGCCUCCGCUGGGACACAGGAAGAGAUCGUACAGACCCUGUUCCCGGCUCAGUUCAUGAACGGGAACAUUCACAUCCCUGUGGCAGUGCAGACCGUAGGAGGAACUUACAACGCUACACAGUCGGUACACAUAUGGGACCCAAAUCAACAGCAGAACCAAGUAGAAGAGGGACAAGAGCAGCAGCUCCAUCUGCAGGGCCAUAUGGAGGCAGAGGGUCAGGCUGAACCGCCUACAGAGAUUAUGGUUCCUAUCUGCCUAAAGCCAGAGGAAGGCCUGGAGGUGUGGCGCCUUUGGGUCAAGCGAAAAAACACUGAGCUAAACAAGCAGGAAAAGACUAAGCUUGCACCCAUCGGACGUCGUCAGCCACUGCGUUUUCAAGAAGACUUGGUGUCCAGCGCAGUAGCGGAGCUAAACUUGGGUCUCUCCCUGAUGACGCAGGAGGCACGAGGAUCAGACGAAGAGCAAUUCACAUCCGAUGUUCUAUACUAUGUUUUUUUGUGUAUACAAAAGUAUCUCUUUGAAAAUGGCCGUGUGGAUGAUAUUUUCUCUGAUCCGUAUUACACACGUUUUUGUGGGUGUUUACACAAAAUCCUAGAUGGUUGGAAACCCAGUGUCCAUCCUUUAGGUUAUGUCAUCCCAAGUCACGUGACAGAGGAGAUGCUGUGGGAGUGCAAACAGCUUGGUGCACAUUCACCAGCCACAUUGCUCACAACUCUAAUGUAUUUCAACACUAAGCAUUUCCACCUGACAACACCUGAACAGCACAUGAAGGUAGCUUUCUCGAAGGUCCUAAGGCACACAAAGAAGAAUCCCGCUAAUGCCAAGGACAAAGCAACCAGCAUCCGCCUUCUCAAAGGACAAGGUCUAAACGGCACAGGACAGAAAGGUGGUCAAAACAGAACUGAUGACAUGUAUGAAGAGCAGGCCGAGGACCCUGAGAAUCCCCUUCGCUGCCCCAUUAAACUUUAUGACUUUUAUCUCUUCAAAUGUCCUCAAAGCGUAAAGGGGCGUAAUGACGCAUACUACAUGACUCCAGAGCCGGUCGUUGCGCCGAACAGCCCAAUGUGGUACUCAUCUCAGCCCCUCACGACUCAGCAAGUGGAGCACGUGCUGGCACGCAUCAUUGUGGUCCGAGAGAUCCAGGAGAUCAUCAGCGUUGGUCCGGAUGUCAUGAGCUAAAUUGAGAGGACUCUGACUGGACUCGUGGGAACUUGGUCGCCUGUCACUGAUUGUUGACUAUGCAGUAUCCAUCCUGACUCUGUAAACCCCAAUGACCACCAUCUCAAAUCAAAGGGAUCAAUCAUUAUUUCUUUCUGAGUGCAUCACAACAGCAAAGAUUUUCUUUUCUAUUUUCAGCUGAUUGGUUGGACUGUUUUUUCUCUUGACUACCUUUUCUAAGCCAUUGCCUCUGUAACCUUUAAACUGGCAAGUAAGUGAGACUUUCGUCUCACCCCUGCUGGACUAGGACUGACCUCAGCAGAGGCGGUACAUUUUCCUGUAAAAAUAUCAAAACAAUGAGGAUAUUUAACCCUUCACUACUUAACCUCACAGACCAUUUACCAAAGUCUCUUCAAAGUCCAACGACAUGACAUCUUAAUGGACAAUUAUAGAGACCACUUCUCACGUUUUUUUUGUAUACUGACUGCAUUUUGGACCAUGUAUUGAUACGUUCAAAGCUGAAGAACUUGUGCCUGUUUUAAAAAAAUAACGACAUAAUUUAUGCUUGUGGAUCAUUGAGUGAGUUGUUCCUCAGAUAUUCACAAGGUCAAAGUGCUAUAUUAUAGUCAUUCAGGAGAUUGGAAACCUUUUUUCUCAGGUCAAAGCUAGUGAUUUGAACACCUUAAAGGAUUUUUGCCAACUUAUUCCUGUAUGUAUAGUAGGUUAUUAAACAGAACAUACAGAUGGAAAUGCCUUUGUUUAGCUAACGCAGUGUUAAUCCUUGUAUCAAAAGUCAUGAGAAUUGAAGAAUGAGGAGGACUUAGGGCUGAGCUGUCUGUGGAAAUGUAACUGAACUUUGAAAUAAGGAUUAGUUGGACCUUUUCAAGAACCGUAUCCAAACCCCAUUGGUGCCUCCCCGAGAUGACGUGUACAUUUUAAUUUGGAUUACUACAUUGACAAAUAGUUGUGAUGCAGUUCUGCUUAAUUUGUUUAUUACUAAAAAUGAGUUGUAUAGCA